Sciurus carolinensis (gray squirrel) is the source of this 2819-nucleotide messenger RNA. RefSeq names its product MYB proto-oncogene like 1 (gene Mybl1). Gene Ontology annotation, cellular component: nucleus. Gene Ontology annotation, molecular function: DNA-binding transcription factor activity, RNA polymerase II-specific; RNA polymerase II cis-regulatory region sequence-specific DNA binding. The record is from RefSeq and is a predicted model, not a curated record. The transcript is spliced from 16 exons. Gene Ontology annotation, biological process: regulation of DNA-templated transcription. Bases 361 to 2619 code for a protein of 752 amino acids. Lineage: Eukaryota; Metazoa; Chordata; Mammalia; Rodentia; Sciuridae.
CACUGCGGGGAGAGGGCGGGGGUCGGCGCCCGCGGCGGAGCCGCGCCUGGACCGCAGCGAGGAGGCUGAGAAGCGGCGGGAGGGGCCGGCGGAGGGCGGGAGCGCGCCUCCUGACAUGUUGGGGGCAUCCCUGACCGGGCCGGGCCGGGGCUAGGAGCGGCGCCCGGGCCGGGGGCGGGUCGCGGUCCGCCCCUCUGUCCCUCCGUCCUGCGCUGCCGAGGACCUGCGUUCCGCACUCGGCCGCCUCGGGGAAAGAGCGAGGGAAGAGGCGGGAGGGUCGGGGAGAAGGAGCAUUCGCCUGAGGCUGGAGGAGGCUGACCUGCGUCCCCGCCCAGCCCGCGCCUAUGCGGUACUUGAAGGAUGGCGAAGAGGUCGCGCAGUGAGGAUGAGGAUGAUGACCUUCAGUAUGCUGAUCAUGAUUAUGAAGUACCACAACAAAAAGGAUUGAAAAAACUCUGGAACAGAGUAAAAUGGACAAGAGAUGAGGAUGAUAAGUUGAAGAAGUUGGUGGAACAACAUGGAACUGAUGAUUGGACCCUAAUUGCUAGUCAUCUUCAAAAUCGUUCUGAUUUUCAAUGCCAACAUCGAUGGCAGAAAGUUUUAAAUCCAGAAUUGAUAAAGGGUCCUUGGACUAAAGAGGAAGAUCAAAGGGUUAUUGAACUGGUUCAGAAAUAUGGACCAAAAAGAUGGUCUUUAAUUGCAAAACAUUUAAAAGGAAGAAUAGGCAAGCAGUGUAGAGAAAGAUGGCAUAAUCAUCUGAAUCCUGAGGUAAAGAAAUCAUCCUGGACAGAAGAAGAAGACAGGAUCAUCUAUGAAGCACAUAAGCGGUUGGGAAAUCGUUGGGCAGAAAUUGCCAAACUGCUUCCUGGAAGGACUGAUAAUUCUAUCAAAAAUCAUUGGAAUUCUACUAUGCGAAGAAAAGUGGAACAGGAGGGCUACUUACAAGAUGGAAUAAAAUCAGAACGAUCUUCAUCAAAACUUCAACACAAACCUUGUGCGACUAUGGACCAUUUGCAAACCCAGAAUCAAUUUUACAUACCUGUUCAGAUCCCUGGUUAUCAGUAUGUGUCACCUGAAGGCAAUUGUGUGGAACAUGUUCAGACUACUUCUGCCUUUAUUCAGCAACCCUUUGUUGAUGAAGAUCCUGAUAAGGAAAAGAAAAUAAAGGAACUUGAGAUGCUUCUUAUGUCAGCAGAGAAUGAAGUUAGAAGAAAGCGGCUUCCAUCUCAACCUGGAAGCUUUUCUAGCUGGUCUGGUAGUUUCCUCAUGGAUGAUAGCAUGUCUAAUACUCUAAAUAGCCUUGAGGAACAUGCUACUGAGUUUUAUGGUAUGGAUGAAAAUCAAACUGCAUCUGCUCAGCAGAAUUCACCUACGAAGUUUCUAGCUGUAGAGGCAAAUGCUGUGCUGUCUUCUCUACAGACCAUUCCAGAAUUUGCAGAAACUUUAGAACUUAUUGAAUCUGAUCCUGUAGCAUGGAGUGAUGUUACCAGCUUUGAUCUUUCUGAUGCUGCUGCUUCUCCUGUCAAGUCUACCCCAGUUAAAUUAAUGCGAAUUCAACACAACGAAGGAGCCAUGGAAUGUCAAUUUAAUGUCAGUCUUGUACUUGAAGGGAAAAAAAACAGUUGUAAUGGUGGAGACAAUGAGGCUGUUCCUUUAACAUCCCCAAAUGUGGCUAAGUUUAGCACUCCACCAACCAUCCUCAGAAAGAAGAGAAGAAUGCGAGUAGGUCAGUCCCCAAGCAGUGAACUUGGUGAUGGCACAUUCAAUGAUGGCAGUAAUACAGCACUAAAGCACACACCGGUGAAAACACUACCAUUUUCUCCUUCACAGUUUUUCAAUACAUGUCCUGGUAAUGAGCAACUUAAUAUGGAAAAUCCUUCAUUUACGUCAACCCCUAUUUGUGGGCAGAAAGUUCUCAUUACAACUCCUCUUCAGAAGGAAACAACUCCCAAAGAUCAAAAGGAAAAUGUAGGGUUUAGAACACCUACUAUUAGAAGAUCUAUAUUGGGUACCACACCAAGAACUCCUACCCCUUUUAAGAAUGCGCUUGCUGCUCAGGAGAAAAAAUAUGGACCUCUUAAAAUUGUGUCUCAGCCUCUUGCCUUCUUGGAAGAAGAUAUUCGAGAAGUUUUAAAAGAAGAAACUGGAACAGACAUAUUCCUCAAAGAGGAAGAUGAACCUACUUAUAAAAGUUGCAAACAAGAGCAUACUGCUUCUGUGAAGAAAGUCAGAAAGUCAUUAGUCUUAGAUAAUUGGGAAAAAGAAGAACCAGGCACUCAGCUGUUGACUGAAGACAUUUCAGAGAUGCAGUCAGAAAAUAUAUUUACAACAUCUUUAUUAAUGAUACCAUUAUUGGAAAUACAUGACAAUAGGUGCAACUUGACUCCUGAAAAACAAGAUAUAAAUUCAACCAACAAAACAUAUACACUUACUAAAAAGAAACCAAACCCUAACACUUCCAAAGGUGUCACAUUGGAAAAGAAUCUUCAGUCAAAUUGUGAAUGGGAAACAGUGGUUUAUGGGAAAACAGAAGACCAGCUUAUCAUGACUGAACAAGCAAGAAGAUAUCUGAGUACUUAUACAGCUACCAGCAGCACUUCAAGAGCUCUAAUACUGUAAUUGUUACUAAAGUUGAUGAAAUGCCCCAUUCCCUUACUGUAUUCUAAAUUAGGUUGCCAUGAAAAUUUUCUCAAUUAUUUUUAAAGUUUUAAUAUAGCCUUAAAACAGUUAGCAUCUUUUUUCUAUACUGGGCAGGUAGUGGGAAAGGAAAAAACAAAAAAAAACAAAACAACAACAACAACAAAAAACCUAAUAAGCCA